GGACCCGGGGAUGCCCUCGGAAAGGAUGAGGAGGCAGAGGAGGACGUUGGUCCGGUACGGGCUCUAUGCGUUUGGGGUCCCGGCGUGCAUCGUCGCGAUGGCGUGCGUCGAGAAAUUCGCUCGUGGCGGGGUCGGGGCGGGGUCGGGGACCGAUCGGCGAUGCGGGCCAGAUGAUCAUCGGAUCAUCUUGUUCUUCUAUGGGCCGAUCGCCUUGUUUCUCGCGGCCAACGUCGUCUUCUUUGCCCUCACGAGUCGUCACUUGUUCCAGCACGUCAGAGACAGGGCUCAACUGGCGCACUGCCGGCAACCCGAAUUCUGCAGCCGGAAUCGGAAGAAGUAUGUUCCGGAAAUCGUU
Darwinula stevensoni is the source of this 355-nucleotide messenger RNA. NCBI's taxonomy places the organism in Eukaryota, Metazoa, Arthropoda, Ostracoda, Podocopida, Darwinulidae. The record is from the annotation of a GenBank genome assembly.